ACCGUCCGUUUUGUUUAAAUUAGCAGGCGGAUUUUUUAAAACUCUUUAGUUAUUUGUGUAGAAACAAGUUUCUAAACGGAUUUUUUCAAAAUUAUCGAAAGUGGAAAGAUCCAGGAUGAACCGAGCAUCCAGCAGUAGGCUCUCUGAGCUCCCUCAAAGAGUUGAAAGCAACAGAAUGAGUAUGGUUUAUGCAACACCACAGAGCAAACAAUCCUUUGGAAAGUUGAACAUUCCUAAACCCCAGUCUGUCACAUCCGAGAGAAGAACCAGCUUUUUUGGUAGUCGGACCAGUGGGACUGGCGUGGCUCGCAACAGCGCCUUUGGUGGCACAGAGAAGAUGAAGGAUCCCCGGCCCUUACACGAUAAGGCCUAUGUUCAGCAGUGCAUCAGACAGUUGUGUGAGUUUCUGUCAGAGAAGGGCUUUUCGGGUUCAAUGUCAGUAAAGUCUCUCCAGUCGCCCUCCACCAAGGAGUUCCUAAAGAUCUUUGAGUUCAUCUACUGCCUCCUGGACCCCACCUUCCAGAUGCCCACCUCCAAAGUGGAGGAAGAGGUCCCCAGGAUUCUCAAAGACUUGGGGUAUCCAUUUGUUCUCUCCAAAAGUUCCAUGUACUCUGUGGGGGCACCACAUACAUGGCCACAGGUCUUGGGGGCUGUUGUCUGGCUCAUCGAUACUGUGAAGGUCUUUUGCUGUAUGAGUGAUCAGGACCUGCUCUUUGCUGAUUUCUCUGACGGAAGCACUGAGAUUGAGGACGGGGUUGAGUUCAACAAGCUCUUUCUGGACUACACCGCUGAAACAUACAACAAGUUCAUGCAAGGAGCGGAUACAUUUGAUGAAGAGGAUGCAGAUUAUCUUGCUAAACUAAAGAGACUUUACAACGUUGACGAAGGGCUUCUCGCAUCCAUGGAGGAGAAGUACAGGAUUCUGAGUGAUGAGGUUGAACGACUGGAGAAAGAAAGUCAAACGGACCGAUUGAUGGUCAAAAGAACGGAGAAAGUCAAACUUCAGACAGACCUGCAGAAGCUGCAGAGUUAUCGCAGUAACCUGGAGUCUUUCAAAGCCAACCUGGAGAACAAAGCCUCUGGAUUGGCCGAGGAGCUGGAAGCAUCGGGACUGCAAGUGGAGACCCUAAAACAGGAGGAGUCCCGGCUCCAACACAUCUUGUCCACCCAGAAGUUCACUCCCGCAGACAUUGAGAGGAUCAACUGGGAGAAGAGGGAGCUGCAGCAGACCAUCAACAGCCUGAGCAAGAGCCUGGAGCAGGCCGAGCAGCACAUGUGGAACGAGGAGAUCGCUCUGGCCAAGGCCAAGGAGACGGCCGAAGUGAAGCUGGCCGAGUACCACAAGCUUGCCCGCAAACUGAAGCUCAUCCCCGUGUCUGCCGAGAACGCAUGCGGCCACGACUUUGAAAUCAGGACCUCCACAGAAUACGGACCGUCCACCGUGGUUCAAUGCAGAACACAGAUUCAACAACUACUGAGGAAACUGAUCACUGAUGUGGACGAGGAGUGUAGUCGACUGACAGACAUGAAACUAAGCCUGGAGGAGUCCAUAGAACAGGUGAAUUCCAAUAUUUCAGAUAAAGCGAAUGACUUGAAACAACUGAGAGAGCAAAUCCGUAGGCUCGACGAGCAGCUCGAACAAGACAUGCAGGACAUUGCCCAUGAGGAGCAGAAGUGGUCUGCUGAGAUGGAGUCUGUGGAGACCCACCGCAAGCUGCUGGAGAAGAAGGUGACCCUGGGCUAUGAUGAGUCUGUGGAGCAGCUAAAAGCUGCACAGCAACAGUACCAUCUUGUCCUGCAAGAAACCAAUGAGGAGCGGCGGACUGUGGUUAACAACCUUGCCAGUGUGUUAACCACGGCUGCCAACCACCUGUCCAUUGUAGAGAAAUUCUUAGAGGAUCAACACAAGCGAGUAGACAGGGUGUACGCGGAAGCUUUCCGGGAGGACGAGGUGGACAUUCAGAAGAUGAAGGACAUUAUGGAGAGCUUCAUCGCUAAAGUAAAUAGCAUGUAGUUCCAUGCUUUACUAUAAAAGCUGACAUGAGCUCUAACUCUUUACUUGGUUAUUCCAUUCAUUCCAUUGGAACCAUCCCAGCGGGCAAAACUUGGUUUGUUGUGACAACAGAAACUAGUUGAAAUGACAUCAUUGACAACCAGUUUUGCCUGUUGGGAUGAGUGCAGCUUUUCUUCUCUUCUAAGUGACGUCUUUACUGACCACGGUGAGCAGAACAUCAGUUCCAAAGGGCCGCACCAUCUUCUGCAGUUUCCCUGGUCACUGCUCUAAAGCAUUGGGAACUUGUGAGACCAGAUGGGAAGACUGUAUUGGGUGCUGGUAGAAAACAUGUUUCAAUAGGAGUUUUACUUUGUUCAAGUACCCCUGGGUUAGAUAAUGGGUGUUAAACCUCUUUGUAAGGUAUUUUAAUGUUGUGGUGGUUCUCAUAUCAGCCACUAGAGGGCAGUGUAAAGCUAGAUUUAAAAUACAACAGUUUCUGGUCGGGUGAAAUUUAUAUUAUGGUUUGUUUUUCGCUGCAGUUUGUGAUGCUUUAAAUAAAGAUACGUAUCCCCAAUA
This is a messenger RNA of Oncorhynchus nerka (sockeye salmon), 2569 nucleotides long. Its product is annotated as kinetochore protein NDC80 homolog. The record is from RefSeq and is a predicted model, not a curated record. Gene Ontology annotation, biological process: attachment of mitotic spindle microtubules to kinetochore. Gene Ontology annotation, cellular component: Ndc80 complex. The transcript has 17 exons. The coding region runs from base 116 to 2014 and encodes 632 amino acids. NCBI's taxonomy places the organism in Eukaryota, Metazoa, Chordata, Actinopteri, Salmoniformes, Salmonidae.